AUGGACUUGUCUCAAUCGCAGUCAAGCCUACCCCUCGCCACGGCCGCCCGCCCACCACCAAUCUCUAUACCUCCACUCGUCAACAACAUUUCCAGCAAAUUGCGCAACAGGCUCUCCUUCAAGAGUGCACGCGCCGCAUACGCAGAGCGAGAAAUCCUGAAACGAGAAAACCGGGCUGCGAGACCGUUGACGCAGCGUAACAUGGACACUUUUCUGAUUGAGCAAGAUCUUCAUGAUGCGCGUGUCCGCCGUGCCGAAAAUCUGCACGUGUCGCAGUGGCUGCAGCAAUUGCCAUGA
This is a messenger RNA of Talaromyces amestolkiae, 297 nucleotides long. RefSeq lists its product as uncharacterized. The transcript has a single exon. NCBI's taxonomy places the organism in Eukaryota, Fungi, Ascomycota, Eurotiomycetes, Eurotiales, Trichocomaceae. The record is from RefSeq and is a predicted model, not a curated record. The coding region runs from base 1 to 297 and encodes 98 amino acids.